UCAAGCAAGUUCCAGACACAAGCAAAAACCUACAAGAAAUGUCCUUAAAUACAUGUGCCUGUGGCUAUGGCUGUAGCUGUGUGGGUAAGCCAAAAACCGAUGAGGAGCAGCCAGAGAAGCAUGACUCAACCAGCCGUAAAGCUGCCCAGAAAGAACCCACAAAGGGAAAGUCCAAGGGAAAGUCCAAGGAGCAGCCCAAGCACCAACUGCCAGAGUCAGCGCACACGUCCGACGAUGAGAAGGAAGGUUACCGAUACGGACACUUGGUUGGACGACAGCUGACCCCGUACGAGUGCCAGCUGGAGGACGAAGUGCAGCAGCUGCAGGAGGCCCUCUUCACACUCACAUCGCACUAUGCCAAGGUGCAGUUCCGCUUGCGACAAAUAGCCGCCGCCUCGGACUCGGAGCGGAUUGCGCUGCUCAAGGAGCUGGAGCGCAUGACGAGCGAGCCACUGGAUGGAUCUGCUCGAGACCAGCAGGAAAAGCUGCCCACGCUGCAGUCGGACGCCUCGACAAUGGGCAGUGUGCGGAUGAAGCAGCACAAGAUCAUUGCACAGCUGCGGGGACGUCUCCAGAACUUGGCCGCUGCGGUCGACGAUUACUUUGUGACGGACAGAAAGGGGCAGAGUCGUGGCGAGACCACGGGAGACAGUGCUGAUGGAUACGAAGAGGAUUAUGACUGGGAUGCAGAAGAACUGCAGGGCAAUGCAUCCAAAGGCACGUUUCUCUCCGAGGCAUGGUCGGACACCAUCUACGGGGACACCGAUAAUGAUGGGCAGUCCACGCGUUCCAAGUCAAAGUCGAAGCAUCGCAAAGGUAAGGGCAAGAGCAAGGGAGGCAAGAACGCCCUAGGGACACAAAAAGCGCAAUCAGGGCAUGGCGACGCCGGCGACAGACAUUCCCGUGGCGAAUGUAGCAAAGAUUGUCCCUCGUACAAAGCGCGCAGAAAGAGUGGUUCAGCCGGAAGAAGUUCACCCAGAAAUACGUCCAGCAAGAAGGAUGUCUCCCCGAAUCCCGGUAGACUCUACUCUGUCUUACGUGAAACUCAGUCGCUGCCGCACAACAAACGACACACGGGCGAUGGGGUGGCCGUCAAAAAGGUGCGAUCUACAGCCAAGAAUCACUUAGAAGCAAUCCCAAAGGGCAGCCCCAGAGCCGCAAAUCGGAAACAAAAAGCAAGUGCCACUCCCUCUGAAAAGUUGGCCAAAGGUUGGCCACUCAGCUGGCAGUAUCUACGACUGGACGAGGGGCCCUGUACCAAAAGCUCGACGAAUAUUGAGAGCUCCAGCAAUUUGUGUGCCGCAGCCAGCAGCAAGCCUGAUGCGUGGAGCGAUGUCCGGCAGUCAAAGCAAUCGCUCAAGAAAUCAUAAAUCCAGAGUUUGAAAUUCUAUAACAAU
Drosophila subobscura is the source of this 1397-nucleotide messenger RNA. RefSeq lists its product as uncharacterized. Bases 39 to 1370 code for a protein of 443 amino acids. The transcript has a single exon. NCBI's taxonomy places the organism in Eukaryota, Metazoa, Arthropoda, Insecta, Diptera, Drosophilidae. The record is from RefSeq and is a predicted model, not a curated record.